This is a messenger RNA of Opisthocomus hoazin, 1452 nucleotides long. Lineage: Eukaryota; Metazoa; Chordata; Aves; Opisthocomiformes; Opisthocomidae. The record is from RefSeq and is a predicted model, not a curated record.
GUGGAGUUGCUGAUCCAGGAGCUGCGGAGGCCGAAGUACAGCAUCUACUUCAUCUAUUUCAGUAACGUGAUCAGCAAGAGUGACGUCAAGUCGUUGGCUGAGGCUGACGAGCAGGAAGUUGUGGCUGAAGUUCAGGAGUUCUACGGCGAUUACAUUGCAGUGAAUCCACACGUUUUCUCUCUCAACCUCUUGGGCUGCUGCCAGGGUCGCAGCUGGGAUCCGGCUCAGUUGUCCAGGACGACUCAAGGGCUGACCGCUCUGCUGUUGUCGCUGAAGAAAUGCCCCAUGAUUCGGUACCAGCUCUCCUCCGAGUCAGCAAAGAGGCUUGCUGAAUGUGUGAAGCAAGUAAUCACUAAAGAGUACGAGCUGUUUGACUUUCGGCGCACCGAGGUUCCUCCUUCUGCCAUCACGCCGCUGCUGACCCAGUGGACGUACCAGGCUAUGGUUCACGAGUUGCUGGGGAUUAACAACAACCGCAUCGACCUCUCUCGGGUACCGGGGAUAAGCAAGGAUCUCCGAGAGGUCGUCCUGUCUGCCGAGAACGACGAGUUCUACGCCAACAACAUGUACCUGAACUUUGCGGAGAUUGGCAGCAACAUCAAGAAUCUUAUGGAGGAUUUCCAGAGGAGGAAACCAAAGGAGCAGCAGAAGCUGGAAUCCAUAGCGGAUAUGAAGGCAUUUGUGGAGAAUUACCCGCAGUUCAAGAAGAUGUCGGGCACGGUAUCGAAGCACGUGACAGUAGUGGGAGAGCUCUCUCGACUGGUUGGUGAGCGGAACCUGCUGGAGGUGUCUGAAGUGGAGCAGGAGCUGGCCUGCCAGAAUGACCAUUCCAGUGCUCUCCAGAACGUGCGUCGCCUCCUGCAGAACCCCAAGGUGACCGAGUUUGACGCUGCCCGGCUGGUGAUGCUUUAUGCCCUGCACUACGAGCGGCACAGCAGCAAUAGCCUGCCGGGGCUGAUGACGGACCUCAGGAACAGGGGUGUGUCGGAGAAGUACCGAAAGCUCGUGUCUGCCGUUGUGGAGUACGGAGGGAAACGGGUGCGGGGCAGCGACCUGUUCAGUCCCAAGGAUGCUGUAGCCAUCACCAAACAGUUCCUCAAAGGACUGAAGGGUGUUGAGAAUGUGUACACGCAACACCAGCCUCUCCUUCAAGAAACACUGGAUCAGCUCAUCAAAGGGAAACUCAAGGACAGCCAGUACCCCUACUUGGGUCCCAACACGCUCCGUGACAGGCCCCAAGAUAUUAUCGUGUUCAUCAUUGGGGGGGCAACUUACGAAGAGGCCCUGACUGUCUACAACCUCAACCGCACCAACCCGGGGGUCCGGAUCGUCCUGGGUGGGACCACAAUCCACAACACAAAAAGCUUCCUUGAGGAAGUCACAGCUUCGGGGUUCCGCGGCCGAAGUACCGAGAGCUCUCAUGUUGCGCCAAGGUCAAGCAGCAGACGGUGA